GUCUGCUGUGGCCGGUCUGGGAGGGUUGAGCCCCGGUCCAGCCCCGAGUGGAGAGCGAGCCUCUCACCAUGGCAGCCUGUUGCAGCUGGAACGAUGUUUUCCAGUAUGAGACAAACAAAGUCAUCCGGAUCCAGAGCACGAAUUAUGGCGCCAUUAAAUGGUCCUUCCACGUGUUCUUCUUUUUCUACAUUAGCUUUGCUUUGUUGAGUGACAAGCGGUACCAAUGGAAAGAACCUGUUAUCAGUUCUGUGCAUGCCAAGGUGAAAGGGAUGGCAGAGGUGAAAAAGGAGAUUACGGAGAACGGACUGAAGAAGGUAGUAUGGAAUGUCUUCGACACGGCAGAUUACACUGUCCCCUUGCAGGGGAACUCCUUUUUUGUGAUGACAAACUUUCUCAAGAUGGAAGGCCAAGAGCAAGGGUUGUGUCCCGAGUAUCCCACCCGCUGGACGCUCUGUUCCUCUGACCAGGGUUGUAAAAAGGGACGGAUGGGCCCAAAGAGCAAAGGAAUCCAGACCGGCAGGUGUAUAGAGUAUAAAGGGAAGCAGAAGACCUGUGAAGUCUCCGCCUGGUGUCCCAUCGAGGAAGUGGAAAAGGCCCCAGAGCCUGCGCUCUUGGGCAGUGCUGAAAACUUCACUGUGCUCAUCAAGAAUAAUAUCGACUUCCCCAGCCACAACUACACCACGAGAAACAUCUUGCCGGAUUUAAACGUCACUUGCACCUUUCACAAGACUCAGAAUCCACAGUGUCCCAUUUUCCGACUAGGAGAUAUCUUCCAAGAAACAGGAGAUAAUUUUUCAGAAGUGGCAGUUCAGGGAGGAAUCAUGGGCAUUGAGAUCUACUGGGACUGCAACCUGGACAGUUGGUUCCAUCACUGCCGCCCAAAAUACAGUUUCCGUCGCCUUGACGACAAGACUGCCAAGGAGUCCUUGUACCCUGGCUACAACUUCAGAUAUGCCAGGUACUAUAAGGAAAAUAAUAUCGAAAAGCGGACCCUGAUAAAAGCCUUUGGGAUCCGUUUUGACAUCCUGGUUUUUGGCACCGGAGGAAAAUUUGACAUUAUCCAGCUGAUCGUGUACAUCGGUUCAAACCUCUCUUACUUUGGUUUGGCCACUGUGUUCAUUGACUUUCUCAUCAACACUUACUCAUACAAAUGCUGUCGAUCCCGCAUUUAUCCCGGUUGCAAGUGCUGUGCGCCCUGUGCCGUCAAUGAGUACUACUACAGGAAGAAGUGUGAAUCCGUUGCGGAGCCAAGGCAGACAUUAAAAUAUGUGUCCUUUGUGGAUGAACCCCACAUUAGGAUGGUAAACCAAAGGCUACUUGGGAAAAGUCUGCAAGAUGUUGAAGGUGAAGAAGUGCCAAGACCCCCGAUGGACUUCGCAGACUUGUCCAGGCUGCCUCUGUCUCUUCACGAGCCACCCCCCAUUCCUGGACAACUAGAGGCUCUCCAGCUGCUCAGUCAAGGGGCAACCCCUACAUCCAGUGACUGCCCGGACUGGUGCCAGUGCGGGAAGUGCCUCCCAUCCCAACUCCCUGAGAGACAAAGACACAUGGAGGAGCUGUGCUGCCGGAAAAAGAUGGGUGCCUGUAUCACCACCUCAGAGCCGUUCAAGAAGCUUAUCCUGUCCAGACAUGUCCUACAGUUCCUCCUGCACUACCAGGAGCCCCUGCUGGUGCUGGAUGCAGAUUCUACCAACAGCCAGCUGCGGCACUGCGCCUACAGGUGCUACACUGCAUGGCGCUUUGGCUCCCAGGGCCUGGCUGACUCGGCCAUCCUGCCCAGCUGCUGCCGCUGGAGGAUCCGGAGAGAGUUUCCCAAGCGGGAAGGCCAGUACAGUGGCUUCAAGAGUCCUUGCUGAUGUGCUGAGCAGUCAUAUAACUGUGCCUUUGCUUGCACCUUGAGCUUCACCUGCAAAGUUGUGUGUCUAGAUUUUCAGCCAAAGGGAAAUGUGCUUUCCUCCUCCCCCAGCUCAGUGUGUGUCAGAGAGCAAAGUGACCAGGGCAGACAAACAACAAGUAAACUAGAAUCCCUCAGCAUGGACUGAGAGUCAAGAGAUUAGGAUUUAUACCUCCAUUCUAUCCCUAGGAAGUUGUGUGAUCCUAGGCCUUUAACCUCUGUACCUCAGUUGCCUUAUUAUCCAACCUACUGUUUCACAGGGAUAUUAGGAGAGCAAAUUGAGACAGUGUACACAAACUCUUAUUAACGCAUAAAGAGCUACAUGAAUAUGAAGCAGCUCAUUUUGAGGUAAGACUAGGAUAAUGUCCAACUAUCAACAAACCCUUGGGUCCUGGUUAAAGAAUGGGGAGGAUUAAAAGUUUUGGCACAAAUUUUUUGGCAUUUGUCCUAUAGGACCUGAGGGGUUAUAUCUCCUCCCCUUGUGUCUUGGCAGCUCUGAUCACUUUAUCCAAUGAUAAAGUGAUGCUGUGUCAGGUUCAGGGUCUUGGUCUUAAGAUGCUGU
Molecule: messenger RNA, 2456 nt
Organism: Kogia breviceps (pygmy sperm whale)
Lineage: Eukaryota; Metazoa; Chordata; Mammalia; Artiodactyla; Physeteridae
Gene: P2RX7
Product: purinergic receptor P2X 7
Biological process (GO): response to ATP; cell surface receptor signaling pathway; calcium ion transmembrane transport
Cellular component (GO): nuclear inner membrane; plasma membrane
Molecular function (GO): extracellularly ATP-gated monoatomic cation channel activity; purinergic nucleotide receptor activity; ATP binding
Source: RefSeq, a predicted model, not a curated record